Molecule: messenger RNA, 813 nt
Organism: Eurypyga helias (sunbittern)
Lineage: Eukaryota; Metazoa; Chordata; Aves; Eurypygiformes; Eurypygidae
Gene: GLDN
Product: gliomedin
Exons: 9
Coding region: 1-813 (270 amino acids)
Source: RefSeq, a predicted model, not a curated record
AUGUCGGUCCGAGUGGUGGUGGAUUUAUGUAACAGCACAAAAGGGAUAUGCCUAACAGGCCCUCCAGGCCCCCCAGGACCUCCCGGACUUGACGGGCUGCCUGGCUACAAUGGAUCAGACGGAGUCCCGGGUAUACCAGGACAAAAGGGAGAACCAGGAAUAAAUGGGAAAAGAGGAAAAAUAGGUGUGCCAGGACCAAAAGGUGAUCAAGGGCAGAAAGGAGAACCUGGAGAAAUGGGUUUACCUGGCAAGGAUGGAAUGCCAGGAGGAAAAGGCGCAAGAGGAGCCAAGGGUGAAAAGGGGGAUGCAAACAACGAUGUGAUAGCAGAAGGUGCAAAAGGUGAACCUGGACCCCCAGGGCCCCCUGGACCACCUGGACCCCCCGGGCCUCCAGGAAAACGUAAAGGUAAAGCACAACUUCAGGAGAACAUAUACAGCAGCAAAUGCACAGGCGAGACGUGUGCGGUACCGAAUGACGAUACCCUGGCUGGAAAAGCUGAAGACAGAACCCCCAGUCCUUCCAAAAAAGCUGAGCGUGUCGUAACGUCCGUGGGGAGUCCUGUGCACUUUGUCAGUGUACAGCAAACGUUCGGAACUUGGAUGCGGGAACCUGCAAACAUCAGUGAUGAAAGGAUUUGGCUUACCCUGCAUUUUUCAGGAAACUCUAUAAGGGAAUAUGAGAAUUCCAAUGCCUUGCUGAACGACAGCUACAGGAUCAUUAACAUCACAGGGUUCUUUUACGGAUGUGGUCAUGCAGUGCAAAACAACCAUCUGUACUAUCAGAAGGGAGGAACCAACGUCGUUCUGAAGUAA